CACAGCGAGCACCAAGGAGACCCAGGGCAGCAACCAAGGGAAAACAACUGGACAGGAUGACUAAAGUUAUGCAAAGGAGACUGCCCAUAGCUGUUGAGGAAGGCAAAAAAAGGCCACAUGAACCUGUUCAAGCUGCCAAGUUUGCAUCAGAGGCUGGCAUCAUUAUUCGGGAAACCAUGCCUAUCCUAACUCGUUGGAAAGAUUACAAGGACGACCAGAAAUACUACAACAGCUUUGUGUCACAGCUAAAUGGGCGCUUGUCCGUUAACACUGAGGACAAGGCAACAAAGGAAGCUUGCACCGAUAUGCUACGCUCUGCGGUAAAAAACCAGCGUUAUCGGCUCAAGCAGAAAUACUUCAAUGGUGUACCUGCAAAUGAGAUUAGCACAACUUCUCCUGUAUCUUACAUGACUGAUGAACAGUGGAGGGCAUUAGUUGCAAAGUGGUCUGAUCCAAAGAACAUGGAAAUAAGUGCAAAGAACAAGCAGAACCGCAGUCAAGUCAAGUUUCAUCAGGCUACGGGUUCUCGCUGCUAUGUGGCACACUUACAUGCAUAUAAGCAGAAGAGAAACCGAGAAGAACCCAGCUUAGACCAGACUGAAGAACUAGAUGCGGUGGACGCCUUCAAGACCUGUCAUACCAGCUCCAAACGUGGCCUGAGUGAACCGGCAAGAGAAGCACUUUCUCAUAUGGAGGCUUUGAGGGCUGAACCUGUUGCUGAAGGUGAGAUGCCAGCAUCCAGUGUGCACCUUGUGUCGAAGGUGCUGUCCCAGAGCAGCUCACACCAAUUCCUGAAAAGCGUCGGCAUCAAAACAUCGGCAACCUCCAAGGCUUCAUCAUCAAAUCAUAGUGAGCUUCGGGAACAACUUGCAGCUGAAGCGACGGCUGCUGUUCAAGGUGAACUCGACCAGCUCAGGAAGAAAUGUGAAGAAGCUGAGGAACAGCAGGCGAGGACACAAAGGGAGUUGGAGGAGUACAAGAAGAUAACAGAGAAGAACAGCAAGGAGAUGGAGGAGACCAAUGUGCUCAUCAAGAAGCUCUUGUCCUUGCAUGGUAACUCUUCUUCGACAUGAGGGCUGCUAGUCAGAGCUGCUGUUUUUGGCCUGUUCUUUGACAUGAGGGUACCCAAAAACUCUAGUUGCUCGUGGGUGUCAACUUUUGAUUAUAUGCUGUUAUGUUUGUGCAAACUCAACUGAAAUGUGAACUCAUGUGGUGAUGCUAUGAACUGAGUUUAGUGUUGUCCACUUAGUUUGUAUGCGCACUGGAAUACUAGUUGUAUUCAUCUAUGGAAUAUGGAAUUGUGUGCUCA
Messenger RNA from Zea mays, 1309 nucleotides. RefSeq lists its product as uncharacterized. Bases 57 to 1073 code for a protein of 338 amino acids. The record is from RefSeq and is a predicted model, not a curated record. Lineage: Eukaryota; Viridiplantae; Streptophyta; Magnoliopsida; Poales; Poaceae. The transcript is spliced from 5 exons.